AUGAAUCUCCUGAGGGAGGUCGCCAACAUUUUGGACCCGCUACCCGUGACGCGCAGGGCGAUGCAACUUUGCGAACAUUCUCCGCCACCUCCACCGGUGCCGCCGCAUCACCAUCACCGUCACCGUCACCGUCAUCGUCAUCCGCCUCCACCGCCGCCCGGUCCUCCGCAUCGUCAUCAACCGCAACGUCCACCCUCGCCCGGAUGGUCGCAGCCUCCUCACCACACCGACCGGAACGAAGAUUGGGGACAUCAUCGUCGUACUCACGGAGGUCCACCGCCGAAUGCCGGACAACAAAUACACGUUCAUCUUGCGCCUGGACCCUAUUACGGACCUUAUUACGGACCUCCUUCGGAACCGGGUAACAGCUACGGUACACCGUCUGCACCGCCACCGAACUCUACCCCGGCCCACGUGAUUCGGUAG
Messenger RNA from Athalia rosae (coleseed sawfly), 426 nucleotides. Its product is annotated as proline-rich protein 2-like. NCBI's taxonomy places the organism in Eukaryota, Metazoa, Arthropoda, Insecta, Hymenoptera, Athaliidae. The coding region runs from base 1 to 426 and encodes 141 amino acids. The record is from RefSeq and is a predicted model, not a curated record. The transcript has a single exon.